Molecule: messenger RNA, 7707 nt
Organism: Numida meleagris (helmeted guineafowl)
Lineage: Eukaryota; Metazoa; Chordata; Aves; Galliformes; Numididae
Gene: CALHM4
Product: family with sequence similarity 26 member D
Exons: 2
Coding region: 5009-5965 (318 amino acids)
Molecular function (GO): monoatomic cation channel activity
Source: RefSeq, a predicted model, not a curated record
AAACUGGGCAGCCCUAAGAGAUUCACAGGACUUAUUUUGUUAGGGUUCAGUUCAUCCUGUUGCUUGUGUCAGGUUUUGGUGUUUGGAGAGUUAAGAAACAUUCCCUCUCUGAAGAGUAAAAUCACAAUUACCUAAUAAUGAUAAACAAAGGUAAAAAUCCAUCAUUUUCUACUUCAAGGAACAAUAGUCCUCUACCAGCUGUGACACCCUUACUCUAGUGAGUUAACGUCUGCCUAGGCAGGAGUGGCACAGGUUACAAGUGCUAAUCCCCACUGUUAUUCUGGGGAUACAAAGCUGGUGGGAUGGAGUUAGAGCACCCAGAUUCCCAAAGGAGUAAGCUAAGUACAUGCCACAGCUCGCAGCUUUGGCAAAUAGCACUUUCAUUACCAAUGUUUCCAGUGGAUUUUACAUCAUUCUUAGCCUGCUAUUACUGUAUAAUAUCUACUUGUAAACAUCCCCAUUACAAGCAUCCAGGAAGGUUUGCCUUUCUUUUCCUGUUUUCACCUAUGGUAAAUUUGGCCUUUUUCUGUUAGGUUGGGUUUGGCACAGAUCUAGUCUAUGGUUACUAGUGAAUUUAGAAUUUAAUCUGGUAGCUGUUUUUUCCUUAUUGGACUUAUCUUCACAUACAUUCCCAGGAGAGCAAAUAAAGAUAUGCAGCCUGAUCUGAAUGUUGUGCUGUUAAGAGAUUCUAAUUCAUUUGUAGAUUUAGAGCUAGAGUAAAAUUACAGAUAUGUAUUGCUCCAGACAUACAGAAAACUCAUUUGGGAUAAACAGGAUUCCUAUUUUUUUUUUUAAUAAAGUUUAAAAUAAUGACAUAAGUUAACAACAAAAAUUAGGACAAAUAUAAGCAUUUUUUGCCUCUCCUGUGCAAAACAUAGAUGGCUAUCUUCCUUUCUAGCUUUCUAGAAGCUUUCAUGAUACCCAGAACAAGAUGGUGUUGACAACUGUAUGUACAUUUUUUUUCUAGGCACUUUUCUGACCCUGUAAAAGCUGACUCCAUUUCCUAAGUGAAAAUAUUGUAGGUGCUUUCCAUAUCUAAUUGUAAGUAAAUUAUAAAAGUUAGCAUUAAAAUUCUCUAGAUAGUCACUUGUAUUUCUAAAUGGAGUCUGAGAUGGAUUUGUUUCCCAGAUUGUCUCCAACUGGCCACAAGUGCCAAGUAUGUCUCUUAUUGCAAGAGACAUUCCAUAUUCUGUAGGAAAAUGUACUGCAUAGCAUUUUAAAAUACAGCUCUAAAAGAUUAUCAUUAGCAUAAAUUAUCUGCAGUGAAACCAUCACAAAGCACUUAAGGCUGCCCAUAAGUGAACACCAUUUUAUUUAUCCAGUUCUGAGUAUAAGGACGAAUUAUUUUAGCCUGCAUUAUUAAUACUAAAAUCAUGAAGGAACACUGCAGAGCAGAAGGUGCAAUGUUUGAUAAGAUAUGUGCAUACAGGUAUAUGUGUAACUUCUCACAGAUUAUGUGAUGUAUGAGAGAGUAUAUGCAUGUUUUGAGAGGUUGCACACACUACAGAAAAUGAAGAUCAAUGCUGUGUCCAAAUAAGCUGGAAAUUAAAUGAUUCCAGAGAGAGUCAAGUCAAUGGUGGAAUGAAUCUGUGUCUUCAGGAUCAGGACAAAACCACCGCAUAAUUUUUAACUCCUGUUUGAUUUUGCAUCCCAUGUAAAUUGUAGAGGCUGGCACAUAUCUGGCAGCUGUUUUUUAAGCCUUAGCAUAGACUUAUCAGAAUAUAUCCAAGGUAAUUUGAAUAGUGAGGAAGUCAACGUGACCCUCCACCUCCCUUUCUUUUGCAUUUGUCAGGAGAGGAUUUUUGCCUUCAGCCCCAAGAGUUUGGUGUGGGGCACAUUGCUUGAGCACCACAACAGUUCCCUCCCUUCCCAUUAAACUGAAGGUAAAUAUACACAAAAUAUCUCCCAAAGUUCAAAAGCAUGCAUAAACAUGCGUGCCAGCACCCUGCCUCUUACAGUAGAGUGGCCGUUACAGCAAAGCUGAAACCUUUGAUCUCUUCAGUAGCCCACUGUCUUUCUCCCAGACAGAAAUAUUCCAGAGUUCAGUGCAAUAUAAAGGUCACUAAUGCAUUCAGUAUCUUAAAAAGUUAUUUGAACCAAAAUAAGAAUACAUUUCCCACCAAAGACAAGCCCAAAUUUGUGCAGUAUAGGACUGGGCUUUUGUUUGCUCUUUGUCUUUAACUUGAUCGAUGGUGUGCUGAAUAUUUUGUACAUAAAAUUGAAUUAUUUCAAACUUUCAGAAGGUAGGUAUGUAGUAUAUGUAUAAAAAAAAAAGAAAACGGUGUACUUGAGCAUGUCUCUCUCAUCACAAAUGAGUGCUCAUUCUCAAAUCCCAGCAUGGCUGCUGCUUCAGCCAUGUUUCAGAAGAAAGCAAUGCCAUUGCUGCCAUUUUUCCUGUAGUGCCCUAUCUGGGAAGCAUUUUGAGCAUGAGUUGCCCAAGCUGCAGCCCAAGAGCAGUUUUCACGUCUUCAGAAGAAGCACUUAUGGUUGUUGAGAUUGCUGGCAGUGAAUUCUAGCUGACAGAGAGCCCUGCAAAACAACAAGCUAGAACAUGACAAAGCUUUGCCCAUGUAUUGCUCCUUGCCUCAAACAUCAGCUAUAAGCAUCUCAUUGCCUCAGAGGUGAGCUGGCUGUCACUCCAAGUUGUGAUAUCUUGGACUGCAUUCAGUCCUAACUCCCCCCGUGAAUCAGAUGAAGAGACUAGAUGUCUACUCAAGACACCAGGUUCCUCUGCAAAGAUGACUACUCAAAGGUUUGAUGUGCUGCCCAAACUCUUAAUUGGAUCCAACACUGUAAUCCGUUCCACAGUCAGAUGACCCAGCAAGGUUUUUUCCAGCACAACAUGAAAGAAAAUGAAAAAAAAAAAAAAAAAGUGGCUCUACAAAGUUGUUUAAUUGAUUAUAUAAAUUGCAUCACUCAACAGCCUUAGGCUGACUAUGAAUAUUUCAGCAUUGUACAUCUCUUCAGCUACACAUCUAAUGUUCUUCUGGAGUAAACAAGUGUUGUGUGGGAAAGCCUGCUUCCCCAGUAAAUAAAAUGUAUUCCAAAAGAAAGCUCAGUGCAAUCAAUUGGAAAUUUUAAAAUGAACUCACGUAUAACUAAAGAAUCUUAUAAAACACAUUUUCAAAAUAAUUCUGCAAGACCCACACAGGUUUGUUCUACCGAACCUGAAGGGUAUAAAUUUUGUCAAAAUAUAAUAUCACUAGUUGAAAAGAAAAAAAAGUAUUGUCAAAAUUGUGUUUCUGAAAGAAAUUCAGAAAAUACUGGAAUCUGUUAUGGUACUACACUGCCCAAACAACCAAGAACUUAUAAACAGAGUCCAGAAAAGCAGUAGAAAAUACUGCUAAAUGUUUCAUCACAUAUCUCUAUUACUUUUAGUUUUGUGUAAUAGUGUCACAUAGUUUUGUAAGCCAAAUGUCAGCAAGGGCCUCAUUUGUAUAUUAGAUAAGCAGAUGUCCACCCUAAAAAUGCACUAAAGGAAUAGGAUAUUGCCUUGUAAACAGGAAAUUCAUCACCAUGGCAACAAGAGUGUUUCUGUUAUCCAAGCAGAUACCAUGGGUGCUAAAACUACGUUUUAUGCUGGAAGUUAUUAUUAGUGACUCCUCCUCACAGGGAGAGAGGAGGCUGUCGGACUCUAUGGUAUCAUGCAGCCAAACACAAAAAAGCUGCAUAUGGCCAUCUGUACAAUUUUCCUCAUGGCCUGUAUGGAUCUUUUUUUCUGUUCUUGGUAAAAAAUGUUGUAUUACAGGCAGACUUCUCAAAACCUACAUCCUUGCAAGUAUUUGCAUCUUUAGUACCAAAGUGGACUGGAGUGUGCAAUGGACAGAACUACCAGACAGCAAGACCCUAGAUUAAGUGCAACCUGGAGAAAAUCAUCAAGAGUGACACAUUUUAAAUGAACCUCCAUUUAAGGCUUGAUUUGUAAGAGGUGCUGAGAGCCCAGAUCAUGCAUUUCACUACUCAGAAACCAGCUGUGAAAAUGUCUAAUUUCUAUCUACCUCAGUCUACAGCAUGGGAUUGAUGAUACAUAUAUAAAUCUGAAAAAUUCAAAUAGUGAACAUGGUAUAUAAAUGCCAGCUAUUACCACAAGUACGUCUGAAGAUGACUUGACACAGUGUGAACAACAGAUUAUAUAUUGCCAAAGAAAAUCUUUCUGAAGGAGAUAGCAUAAAGGAUUGUUCAGUACUGCCAGUAAAUGAGACAUGCUAGCUUCUUGCCCCUGUAAGUGAAAUGCUAAAAUCCUCGUGGUCCAGCAGCUAACCACAUCUCCUGCACUGGGAAAGCAAAUUGAAACAGAACCAGAACUGCCAUUAAAUGUGAACAGAAUUGGGAUUCCAAACUAUGUGCAGCUUAUGGAAUAUUUUCCAUUUUUAUUAUAAUGUUGAAGCAUUUUUAAAUAUCUCUGCUGCUUUAUUUUUUAUCAUCGGUCCACUGAGAUAGGCAUUCGUUGUUGUUGCUUUUUUUUAAAUAAAGAAUUGUUGAAAACAAUCCCUUUUACUCUUUUCCCAAUAUUACUUUUUCCUAACCUCAUGCCAUGCUUCUGCUAAUUACCAUUGAUUGGAAAACAGCUUACCAAUUAACCCUGUUGGGGUAGUCAUUAGUUUGCUAGCACUGCUUGUCCUCCAUCAGGCAGAGAGGACUGAUUGGUAGUUUCAAACAAUUAGCAAGGAGCUGGCAGAGCUCGCAGUUCACUAAAUGCAGAACAUCCCCAAACCACCAAAAGAAAUUAUUGGAUCAAUUAAAACACAUGACUGAAUAUUUUCAAAUAGAUAAAAGCUAGCAAACAAGGCUAUAGCUGUCAUUGAGCAGAGUCAGAAACUAAUUAGAGGAGAAAGACUAGCAGGCUUUCUAUUGUUGUGUCAGAGUUUUUUGGUUGUUGUUUUGUAUUUUAAACUGUGGGUAUUGGUUUGUUUCUGUUCUAGUCUACCAUUAAUAUCAGUUAACUAUAACUAAAGGCUAGUAGUGACUUAAUGCAAGAAUAUCUAUCUGGUAAAUAGCAAGAUCUAAAAUGACCUUCCUUCCAAAGUGGCUAACUUUUCUGAAAGGCAAAGAGGUUGUUAUUGCUAAUGCUAUAAUUGCAAUACUGACAAUUGGUGGGCAGCAGCUCUUCUCUUUCUUUACGUUCAGCUGUCCCUGUCAUGUGGGGCAGAACCUCAUCUACGGGUUGGCCUUCCUAGGCGUUCCUGCACUGAUCCUUCUGGUUAUUGGCUAUGCUCUGAACAACCAGACCUGGAGGCUGGUUACAGGCAAGAGGUCUCCUCUCCUGGCAGAGAGCACAUGGAAUCAGUUACUGCAGUGCAAGCUGACCUGCUUCGUACUGUGCAGCAUCACUGGGAGAGCGCUGGUUGCUCCAGUGACAUGGCUAGCGGUCACUCUGAUAAAUGGCUCCUACUAUGUGUGUGCUGUGAGUGAGUAUGUCUCUGUGUACUACCAUGGAGCUAUUCCUAAUGUGACUGUUAGUGAACGCCGGAGGAUUUUGGCAGCAUUUCCUUGCAGUCAGCUAGUUCCACCAGAGCUGAGCAGGGCAAGAGAUGAAGUGAUCCUCCUACUCCGGUACCAGUCACAGGUUGCUGGCUGGCUUCUGAUUGCUGUGGUAGUCAUCACUGUCUUCCUGUCUUACUGCCUGGCAAGCUGCUUCUCCCCACUCAGCUUCCUGCACUUCAGGUACUGGACCAGCUAUGUCCGUAAUGAGCAGGAGCUCUUUGAUGAAGCAGCAGACCAGCACUCCAAGCUCUAUGCCAUGAAGCAUGUAAAGAAGUUCUUUGGCUUUGUCCCAGGAAAGGAAAAUAUAAAUGAAAUCCGUAUCCCAUCACUCAGAGAGUGGCAAGCCAUCUCUGGACUGGCCUUCCUAAAACUAGUGGAUGAGGAGCAUUACGACUACAGCCUCCUCCAUGACUGGGCACUCAAGGACUCAGCAGACAGAAAAUACCUGAAGCUUGAUGAAGACCCUGUGACCAUGACUUAGCUGUGAGGUUCUGAGCCCCUGCCAGCACCUUGCGGAAAAAGCAGGAGUGAGUACCUCCAUUUUAGACCUGAACUGCAGUGAAGCUUUCUGAUACCUUAUUACAUAAAGGACACUAAUAAGUACUUUGUUAAUGUAGUCCUUCAGAUGCUUACACACUGCACCUGAUGGCAUCUGACUCCUGUGGGAAGCAGAGGUCAGAUAGCCCAUCUGACUGAGGUAGGCUGUUUCAAGCUGUGGCUCUGCUCUCCAAGAAUUCUGCAAAAAGUAUGAGUUGUACUUGAUAAGAAAGCUAUCCCCAAAUACUUUUCUUCCCACCCAUUAAAAAAUCUUUAAUAGUAGGCUUUGAAAGAUUAGAUCCUACAAGCCUGAUCUGUAUAAAAUAGAAGCAGUUAUCUAGCUUUUUAUUAACAAGCCCCAGUAGAAAUAUUUACUUUUCCCCUUCCACUUUGUCUUAUGUGGAUAAAAUAUAUUUCCUCAACAAAGGCUGAGUCUAGAUAAAGUGGUAAGAGAACUUGAUAUUUUUAACAUAAUGAGAUGCACAAGAUGGAGGGGUGAAUCAUAUAGCAGUUUUAAGGGGAGGGGAGAGUAAGGAAAGGAAGAAGGGAAAGGGAAAAAAACAAAGCUAAAAGGACACUUUACAUGUGGAAACUUGAAUUCAAGCACUUUCUGAGUGGAAGCAGUAGCAAAGUCAGUCUCCUACUCCUUUUACAUGUUAAACCUGACACAUUUUGAGGUACAAGUAAGCUGGCCUACUAUGUGAGGAAAUAUCUAAGAGAUGAUGCAGUAACAUCGCAUCAACUCUAACCUUCUAUGAAAAUGCUUCUAGCCUCUGUUGGGGGGGUAAACAGGCAACACAAUAUUUCCUAAUGCUUCCUGAAUUGCCUUGCAGCCUGUAGAGUUUGCGCUAAAAAGCCUUAGACUAGGCUAUAGGAUGCUAUCUACUGGGGUUCUUUGUUUGUUGUUGCAUUUUUAAAUAAAAUAAUAAAAACAGUCUUAAAAUAGAAAAAUACAUUUAACACUUUCCCCUUAGAAAAUGCAGGCGCUGAGAGCAUGCUAAAAAAGCAGGUCUUGGGAAGUGUGUUUGCUCUUCCUUUGAGAAACUUCUGAACAUGGACUGGGAAAAGAUGAAUAUGCUGAGUAACUGGAAUAAUGCAUAUUGUACAUCACUGGAAAUUUUACAAAUCUCACCUGUUCCACUUGAAUCCUAAAGUUUCUAUUAAUAGAACUGCAUGGUAUGUAUGAUUAGUUUAGGAAGCAAAGUAUCCAUUAUUGAACACAAUCUCUAAUUUCACUUUAAAUCCAUUGGUGUUUAGUUUUUGUUUCUUGAAGAUGGAACACUAUGCACAGUCUGUGAAACAUGCAGCUGAUCUGUGUAUCUGAAAGUUUAUACUGUCUUUCUGAUCUGAAUGAUAAAAACAAGUUCCUACUUUUAUUUGUGAUUUUUUUCCUACUUUGUACCUUGUUUUACAGUACCACUAUAAAAUAAUGUAAUAUUUGUAAUUAAGAGAAAGUGAGCUGUCAACCUUUUACUUGUGAAACUGUAAUUUUAAAAUUUUUAUAUCCUCUAGCUUUGUCCCAAAUGCUAUUUUUCCCUUAUUUAAAAAAAAAAAAACUAUGAAUCUGAAUAAUAAACUUAAUCUGUCAUUGUGAAUUCAGCCUGCUAAUAUGCAUAGUAUUCCCUUGUUGGAUUAUAUUAAUCCAUAGUACUAAAUACAGCUGUAGUGCUGUGGAUAAUGGUGCAU